Molecule: messenger RNA, 1256 nt
Organism: Daphnia pulex (common water flea)
Lineage: Eukaryota; Metazoa; Arthropoda; Branchiopoda; Diplostraca; Daphniidae
Exons: 2
Coding region: 478-1134 (218 amino acids)
Molecular function (GO): protein dimerization activity
Source: RefSeq, a predicted model, not a curated record
UCAUCAUCAAGAAGAAUCCGGAGUAGAACAAGAAAUGCAAGAAAUGGAAGAUCAGGCAAUAGAAGAAUUUUUGAAGAUUACAACUAUACUGGAUAAAAGAGUUUCUGAUCAGAUUUAUUCCCUACCACCUCAUAGAAGAUGUGCAUCUCACACCCUCAAUUUGAUUGCAACUAAAGAUGUCUACAAACAGAUUGAUGCUUCACUUAAAAAUCUAAAGGAAUCAACUGAAUCAAAAAUGAAACAAAUCUGGAACAAGCAGAGUCGAAGUACAAAGGCUUCUGACGAAAUAGUAAAAAAACUGGACGGACUAUUUAAGAUUCACAACGAGACUCGUUGGAACUCCUUCUUCGAUGCUGUCGAUAGAUUCCGAAUUUUCAUCAACAAUAGGAAAAGUGACUUAAGGAUGUGUUCAACCAUUUCAAUGUGCCAUACUUUCGGCCUGCAGAAGAAGACUAUAUUCGUGAAUACGUCAAAAUUAUGCGACCGCUGACUGAGGCCUUGGACAUUUUACAGGCAGACAAGAAAGUCUCAAUUGGUUAUUUACUGCCAACUCUGACUAUUUUGAUGAACAAGAUGGAGUCUCUUAGAAGGAAGACUGGAAUUGUACAUUGCAAAGCGUUUAUUUCAUCCAUUAUCACCGCUUUGAAUUGUCGAUUUGCGCAUUGCUUCAACGAUGAAGAUCUGUGUUUAGCUGCAAUGGUGCAUCCAAAAUUUAAAUUAAGCUGGAUCAAGGAAGGUGAGAGAACUGACAUGCUGGAAAAGCUGAAUUUAUCGUUUGAGACGUUUUCCACUGAUUCAAACCCAAGUUCUUGUCGUAGAGUAGUGAGCGAAGACAGCGACGCCAGUCCAAACAAGAAAAAGAAUUUUUUUGAGUCACUUUAUCGGUCAUCUUCCAUCCCAUCUACGUCUGAACUUGAUAUGUUUUUAGCUGAUCAAUCUACAAAAACAAAUUCUCUCUUGAAAUUUCCAACAAUCAAGGAAAUGUUUUUGAAGUUUAAUGCAGCAUUGCCUUCUUCGGCAUCUGUUGAACGUUUGUUUAGUGUUGGCGGAAGUAUCUUCCGACCAACUAGAAAUAGGUUGUCAGAUGCCAACUUUGAGAAAAUGUUAUUUCUUAAAGUAAAUAGCAAAUUGUAGAGUAGAACGUAAUAAUAAAAGGAUUCAGGCAUUUAUUUAUUUUUCAUGUAACGCAAAUUGUACCGCUACCGCGGUAUUACCGCAAUACUUUUACCGCUACCGUUACCGCUACCGCAUUUUUU